GAUAAAGAAUUUACUAGCAACAAAAAGCAAAAAUAUGAUCUGUCUCAUGACACUAACAAUAUUAUCAAACCGGACUUAGAUAUUUCUGUUAAAACUUCUACCUCACUAAAUCUUAACUAUAAAAACAUAAAUGAUUCAUGGAUUUUAAUUAGUAUAUUCAAGUAUCAAGAAAGAUUCCGGCUUUCAGGCAUUGCAAUUGAAUCUCUUAUAAAAAUUUUUAAAUUGGUUUUGACGGAUGUCGAUAGAAAGCGGUUUGAAAAUUUCCUUCUACGGCUUAUAUGGCCAAAAAGAUUUAAAUGUACCUACGCUGAAUUCCCUAAUCAUCCGUUGCAGACUAAACGCCAACCUUGCGGGUUCGAAGUACUAAUUAAGAUACCUGUAAGCGAUGGAUAUAUUUGGCGUCCCAAAAUGGUAUAUCUAUUGACAUGUUUGAAGGCCCAAAUAUCCACUAUGUACCAAAGACUGGGAUUCGAAGAUCUGUUGUGUUCCUUCCCGAAUAGUCACCGCCAAAUAGAGCCAGAGCUAUUACGAAUCAUUCUACUGAAUUGGAGACUUGAUGAUCUUAUAUCAGCGCAAUCAAGUAACUUAAAAUUUCUCAAAUGUUUAAGCCUAAUACGACCAAGAGCAGCAGUGGGAAGCUUAGCUGUUUAUAACAAUUUUGAGUUUGAUGAACUUCGCCAUUUUAGACAGAUUUAUCAGCUUGAAAUUGAAGACACAAUUACCGGUUCAGAGUAUUUUCCCGGCAAAAUGUUGCUUCCUAAAAAAGCAGAUUUUGGCUUGCCAGAUAAUGUAUAUAAUGUACUGGUAGCCUAUUAUAAUAAUGCAUAUGACAUGGAGUUUUUGUCAAUUAAGGAGGCAACUCAGAAAAAAGUAAAAAUUUCUGACCUAAAGAUUGUUGUUAGACCUCAA
Molecule: messenger RNA, 909 nt
Organism: Dentiscutata heterogama
Lineage: Eukaryota; Fungi; Glomeromycota; Glomeromycetes; Diversisporales; Gigasporaceae
Source: the annotation of a GenBank genome assembly